Molecule: messenger RNA, 753 nt
Organism: Haemonchus placei
Lineage: Eukaryota; Metazoa; Nematoda; Chromadorea; Rhabditida; Trichostrongylidae
Source: the annotation of a GenBank genome assembly
AUGGCUCGAGGAAGAUCAAUUGGAUUACGUACCCAACGCGGGCUUUACAAGUCCGCUACCACGACCGCUCAUCGACGUCCUGCUAACGAAGAUCGAGUUGUAACAGGAUGGAAAUCAAAGAAAAAGGUUGCUAAUCAUGUGUCUUUACGUUUCCCUUUGCCACCUCCAACAGGUGAAUACGAUGAUAUGGAUGAAACACAAUACGAUGUACGUGUGCCAGCACUUCGAGAUACAAAAUCGAAAGAGUCGAAGGAGGAAGGAAUUGGAUCCACCGAUAUAGAAGCUGAUUCAAGAGAAGAACAAGUUCCUACCAUUGCAACUAUGAUGCGAGAGGAAAGGAGAGAAGAACCAAAAUUAUCAGAUAGGAACGGAAAGAAAAAGGAGCCACAAUUCCUGUUCGAAGCGCCUCCACCUUAUGAUCAGAACAUACUAAUGCCGCCAGGACGAAGACGAAUGGUAGCUAUCGAGCUAGCCGACCUACCUGUUCGUAAAGUGGGCGACACGAGAGUACUGGAAGCUAACAGCAGCAACCAGUCAUCAUCUACAGGAACGGCCAUAUCAGAACCUGCCAACAACUCCAAACCGGGUCUACAAGCCGGUUCUUCAGAAAUGACCGGUCCAAUCCGUGUCUCCCUUCCUCCCACGCCGCCUUCAAUGGAUAUGGAGUGCGUCGACCAUAGCUGCGCUACGACUGCUGCUCUGGUCGACGUGCUCAGAGCUUGGAGCCAACUCCAUGAAAAAUUUGGAUAUUGA